Fonsecaea multimorphosa CBS 102226 is the source of this 1389-nucleotide messenger RNA. RefSeq lists its product as uncharacterized. Lineage: Eukaryota; Fungi; Ascomycota; Eurotiomycetes; Chaetothyriales; Herpotrichiellaceae. Gene Ontology annotation, molecular function: uniporter activity; calcium channel activity. The record is from RefSeq and is a predicted model, not a curated record. Gene Ontology annotation, biological process: mitochondrial calcium ion homeostasis; calcium import into the mitochondrion. Gene Ontology annotation, cellular component: mitochondrial inner membrane; uniplex complex. Bases 1 to 1389 code for a protein of 462 amino acids. The transcript has 2 exons.
AUGCGGGUCGCGUCGACACUUGGGCGACUCGGGUCGGUUAAACCAUUGACCCAUGCCCAUCGCGUGCCCCGGACUCUACCCUCUCUUCACGUUCUUGAUCGAGGUCAAUACCCCAACUCCCGAACAUCACCAGCCUUGGGCACCUUCUGUCCAUACGGCUGCAGAGGCAUCUCUCACGAACAAAAGGCGAAAGAUCUCAAUCAGCAGGGAGUCGAUGAUGCCCUUUCAGACUUCGACAAUGCUCUGGCAAACGAUGGAGAGAAGCAACAACGUACACCAUGGCAUCGUCAGGGAGCGGAAGAACCUCCGGUGCGAAGACAACGCUCUGCUGGGGCCAUGACCAAAGGGAAGCUGCUCACCACCCCUUCACGACUACUCAAGCUUGUCCUGCCUUUGACCACAUCCGAUCACAAUGACGACAGGAAAAACCUCGCUCCCCUUGCUUUACUUGUCCACCCACAACAGCCCCUCUCUUAUCUCGAAAGGUUGAUCCAAGCGGAAUUGCCCAGAGUCAAAACCGAAAAGGGGGACGAUCGAUUGCCGUCAAUAUCCUUCCGCGCCAUGGAGGCUGAAGGCGAUGAGAUCAUGCCUAAAGACAAGACGCCAAAAGAGCAAGAACAGGACCAAGGCAAGGACUCACUUGGGGAUGGUGGUGUUCAGAGCUAUAGCGGGGCCGGCAGAGAAGGGAAGGGCGAGGACUCGGGCGAGUUUGUAAGAUGGAGUGCUUCGACAGAGAUUGGCGAUUUUAUCAGGGACGCGGCCAGAGCGAAAGAAUUUGAAGUUGAAAUCGAAGGCAACCCGAGAACAAUCAAAGUGGCAGUGCCGUCCUUCAACGACAGGACUUUCUAUCUGCGGCAACGGCUUCGCAGAAUCUCAAGGAGGAUUGCCGACAUGGCUGCUAUCAAGCACGAAUGUGACGUGGCCGCCCACAAAAGCGGACAGAGGAUCGCCCUCGGCGGAUGUGGGGUCUUGAUAGGGUACUGGUACUUGGUCUACCGUUUGACGUUCGAAACCGAUCUCGGAUGGGAUGUGAUGGAGCCCGUGACCUACCUUGUCGGAAUGGGGAGCAUCAUCGGCGGUUACAUGUGGUUCUUGUACCAUAAUCGCGAGGUGUCUUAUCGGUCGGCGAUGAACAUCACCAUCAGUCGUCGACAGAGCCGUUUGUAUGAGCUCAAGGGGUUCGACCCACGAAAGUGGGAGGCGCAGAUCGAAGAGGCAAACGCUCUCAGGAGGGAAAUCAAGGCGGUGGCUGCUGAAUAUGACGUGGAAUGGGACGAAACAAAGGACGAGCACGACGAGGCUGUUGUCAAAGCAUUAAGAGAAGAGCGCAAAAACGGGGCCAAGAGCAAGUCGAAAAAGAACGAGGAUGACGAAGACGAAGAUGAUUAA